AAGCUCACUUCCGAUCCCUUCAUAUCCCUCCCCCAUCUAUUUGUUAGCUCUCCUCCCAACUCCAGCCAAAGAGGACUGCCAUCUCACCCACCCACCCAUCCACUUAGAAAAGCAUCUUGUAAAACAGGCCAGAAGGAGGCCAUGGUCACAGACUAGAAUGCCUGAGCAUUUCUUUUCAAGUGCUCAACUAUUGUAAUACUUGCACCCAGAAGGUCUCCACCCCAAACGGAUCCCAUCUUUGUCUCAAGAAAGAAAGUGGGCAGAAAACAAAGGAAUUCUCUCAAGUUGUUUGGGAAGCAGGGCUGCAGAAGAGCCAAGAUGGCAGAGCAAGACUCAUCUGAUCCUGAGGCAGAGAAAGAUCCCAAUCACAGCUGGAUAAGAAGAAGUGAGGAUCCCUGUAAAAAAGAAGGAUGGAUUCUCCUGGGUGAGGACAACCUGAGUUCGGAUAUACAGCGCCAGCGCUUCAGGGAAGUUUGUUACCAGGAUGCCGAAGGGCCUCGAGAAGUUUGCAGGCAACUCUGUGAUCUUUGCUGUGAGUGGCUGAAGCCAGAGAAGCACACCAAAGCCCAGAUAUUGGACCUGGUGAUCCUGGAGCAGUUCCUGGCUGUCCUUCCUCCGGAAAUAGAGCACUGGGUACGGGAAUAUGGGGCAAAGACCAGUUCCCAGGCGGUGGCUUUGGCUGAAGGAUUCCUCCUGGAUCAGGCAGCGAACCAGAAGGAAGCUUCACAGGAGCCAUCAAGAGUGGUCAUGGAUUUCUCAGCUGUGGAGAAGUUCCCCAAAGAUGCUAAAAAGAAGCAGCUAUCAAGGAGGACUGAGCAGAAGAGUAAUGGAAGUUCUCCCUCAGUGGGAAACAGAAGGACAGCCCAAGACAGUGCUGCAAUCCCAUCUAGGUCACUUUCACUUUGUAGAGAUAUUGAUGCACUUCCUGUGAAACAAGAGCAGAACCUAGAGACCUUUGAGGAGAUGGCUGUGAAUUCCACAACAUUUCACCAAGGUGGAGUGCGUGCUGUGAGAGCAAGGGCAUGGGGACCCAGAGAAAGAAAUCACAGUGGUGAACAGUGGAACUGUGGAAACCUGUCCUCUCCAGGUGUUGAGACAGAAAAUCAUAAAGAGGUUGAGCAGAUAAAAAUUAAAACUGAAGAAGAGGAGGAUAUUCCUGUGAACAGCCUUGACUUCCAUGAAACUCCAAUUCCAGAAGAAUAUUGUGAAGGAAACAACAAGAAUAUGCACAAUGGUGAAAAAUUGUUUAUAUGUUCUGAUUGUGGAAAGACCUUCACUCAGCAUGUAUACCUUACUAAACAUCAAAGAAUUCACCUUGGGGAGAAAACGUGUACAUUUGUGGAGUGCGGAAACGAGUUUACUCAUAGCUCAGACCUCUCCUUGCAUCCAGGAUUUGAUGCAGCCAGAAAGCCCUUUGGAUGCUCAGACUGUGGAAUGAAUUUCAGUGAUGACAGAAGUCUUAAAAGACACCAGAGGGUCCACACAGGGGAGAAACCCUAUAAAUGCCCGGAAUGUGGGAAAGGUUUCAGCCGCAGCCCAGAACUCAAAGCGCAUCAGAGAGUCCAUACGGGAGAGAGGCCCUAUAAAUGUCCUGUGUGCGGAAAGACAUUCAGUCAGAGCUCAAAUCUUAGCAAACAUCAAAGAAUUCACACAGGAGAGAAGCCCUACACGUGUCCUGAAUGCGGAAAGAGUUUCAACCACAGCACACACCUCAAAAGACAUCAACGAGUUCACACAGGGGAGAAACCAUAUAGCUGCUCGGAUUGCGGCAAGAGCUUCACUCAAAACAUAAUCCUCAAACUACAUCAAAAAAUCCACCUGGAGGACAAUCCCAAUAAAUGCCCUGAGUGUGGGAAGAGCUUCAGCAGUAAUGGAAACCUUAAAACACACCUGAAAAUUCAUAGAGGGGAGAAACCCUUCAAAUGCUUGGAGUGCGGGAAGUGUUUCAGUCAAAGCAUCAUCCUGAAAUCCCACCAAAGAAUUCACACAGGCGAGAAGCCCUAUAAAUGCUCAGAAUGCGACAAGAGUUUCGGCGAGAGCAGAAGCCUGAAAAUGCAUCGAAGAAGUCACAUGCAGGAGAAACCGUAUAAAUGCUCGGUGUGCGGAAAGAGUUUCAGCGUGCGGAAAAGCCUCAACGUGCAUCAACGAACUCAUACCGAGGAGAAGCCUUAUGAAUGUUCUGAGUGUGGAAAGGGCUUUAGUGAUAGCAGAAUCCUUAAAGUCCAUGAAAGGAUUCAUACAGGGGAGAAGCCCUAUGAAUGCUCAGAAUGUGGAAAGAGCUUCAAUCAGAGCCCCCAUCUGAAAAGACACCAGCGGACCCACACCGAAGAGAAGCCAUAUAAAUGCUCUGAGUGUGGGAAAAGCUUCAACCAGAGCACACACCUCAACGCACACCAACAAAUUCACACCCGUGAGACAGUAUACGAGAGUUCUGAGUGAGGAAGAAGUUUCCAUCUUAAUUCACAUCAAAGAAUUCACAAGGAGGAUGGAGCUUGUAACAGUUCUCAAUGACUGGAAUGUGGAUUGUUUAAUGUACAGUAGAGUCUCGCUUAUCCAACCUUCACUCAUCCAACGUUCUGUAUUAUCCAACGCAGUUUGCCUCCCACCCGGAUCCACAGCUGUUUCAAUAGAUUGUGAUGUUUUGGUGCUAAAUUCGUAAAUACAGCAAUUACUCUUUAUUUAUGAAGCCCCUGGUGGCCCACUGAGCUGCUAAUCUUGUUGACCAAAAGAUUGCAGGUUUGAAUCCAGGGAGCGGCGUGAGCUUCUCUGUCAGCCCCAGCUUCUGCCAACC
This is a messenger RNA of Anolis sagrei ordinatus, 2791 nucleotides long. RefSeq names its product zinc finger protein ZFP2-like. Gene Ontology annotation, biological process: regulation of gene expression. Lineage: Eukaryota; Metazoa; Chordata; Lepidosauria; Squamata; Anolidae. Gene Ontology annotation, cellular component: nucleus. The record is from RefSeq and is a predicted model, not a curated record.